GCACAUGUCUAGUGAACAAUCACGCAUGUACACAUGCAUAUCGUUAUCAUUAUAUUACGCAUGCGCGAGGAACAAGAUCAUUUGAUAAAUCACGCAGUAUUCUUCGGACAUUUGCAGAUGCGAGUGUCUUCUCGAUACGAGAAGUGUCAAUAGUUGAAGUUUUGCGAUUAUUGUUACGAUGGCGGAAUCUCAAAAAUUGACGAGUGAGCAAAAGGAGUACGCAGCGAAGGUUUUGAAUGAAUCUGACGAAGGUAGAGAGAACGCUAUCUCGGAGAUUAAGCGAUGGAUUCAAGAGAGUGAUUUGCGCGCACGAACUGAUGAACUUUUUAUUUUGCGAUUUUUGAGAGCCUGUAAGUUUGACAUGGAUAAAACUAAGACCAAAAUAAAAAAUUAUCAAAAGCAGCGAACAAAUCUAUCGGAGUGGUAUGGAAAUAGAGAUCCAUUACAACAGAAACUGCAGGAAUUGCUCGAUUUGGGAAUUUGUUUACCCUUACGAAAAUUGGAUAAUCAAGGAAGAAUGGUUUUUGUCGCGCGCCUUGUGCAUGAUCCAAAUGUGUUUACAUUAUCAGAAGCAAUUAAGGUCUCAUUAAUGAUCAUAGAUGUGGCCUUAAGAGACAGUGUUGAAGCAUCUCUGUAUGGUUUAGUAAUAAUUAUAGAUUUGGAACAUGCAUCCUUACGUCAUGUGCCUCAAGCGAGACCUACUAUUCUAAUGAACAUGGUUCAUGCGUGGCAGGGUUGCUAUCCCAUAAGAAUUCAGGUGAUUAAUCAUAUUAACACGCCGGAAUAUGCUAAAUAUGUUUUGUCGAUUAUCAGAUAUUUUUUGAGCAACAAAUUGAAAGAAAGGUUUUUUGUGCAUUCGCGCAAUUCGGCGCAUGACUGCUUCAAAGAUGUGCCAGCUAAUAUUUUACCGGUCGAAUAUGGCGGUACUGAUGGUACAAUUCAAGAAUUAAUAGAAUAUUGGAAGAAAGUGAUUGAAGAGAAUCGCGAAUGGUUUAUCGAAGAUGAAAAUUAUAAACCAAUUUUGAAAUCCUAAUCCCCACAAAUAUUAUAGUACCGAAUUUGAUUUCAUGUAUAAAACGUCGAGUUGAAAUUAUGUGACCUUGAAAAAACUGCUUGGGGAAGCGAUUAAAAAUAGUUAAUAAAAUAAAACCGCUGCUAUUAACGCGCAAAAUGAAUUUAUAACUUUUAUAAAAAUUAUUCUAUAUAUAAAUGUAUACAUAUUUUUUAAUAUUUAAUAUUGUUUUAUAUGAGUAAAAUUUAUACGUCCAUUAUUCUUAAUAGAAAUAAAAUUUUAUAAAUUAUCCAAA
This is a messenger RNA of Nylanderia fulva, 1307 nucleotides long. Its product is annotated as retinol-binding protein pinta-like. Gene Ontology annotation, cellular component: membrane. Gene Ontology annotation, molecular function: phosphatidylinositol bisphosphate binding. Lineage: Eukaryota; Metazoa; Arthropoda; Insecta; Hymenoptera; Formicidae. The record is from RefSeq and is a predicted model, not a curated record.